AGAGCUCGCUCGCUAAGGGGGGGGUUGACGGCUUCUGGCGGGUGUCGGUGUCGGGAGGAGGCGAGAGUCGGCUUAGCCCGUGUCGCGUCUGUCUCAGGAACCGGACGGAGAGUGAGGGCGCCAGGGCUCGCUCUCUAGGGGGGGCUGCCAUCUUCCACGUCCACGCCGUCGUGAGGAGCGCAGCCCGGACUCUCCACGACCCCUCCGACUCCCCACUCGCGGGCCUCGAGGCCGCGGCGGCCACCGAGACAGCGCCGCACCUCCCCCACCCCUUCCCCUCGUCCCCCGCCCGCCAGGGCCCGGCCGGUGCCCCACCCCCGCCUGCCUGCCCGCCCGCCCGCUACGCCGCCGCCAUGUCGGCGCAGGCCCAGAUGCGCGCUAUGCUGGACCAGCUAAUGGGCACCUCUCGGGACGGAGAUACUACUCGUCAACGAAUCAAAUUCAGCGAUGACAGAGUAUGCAAGAGCCACCUUCUCAACUGUUGCCCCCAUGAUGUCCUUUCUGGAACAAGAAUGGAUCUUGGAGAAUGCUUGAAAGUCCAUGACCUGGCUUUAAGAGCAGAUUAUGAAAUUGCGUCCAAAGAACAAGACUUUUUCUUUGAACUUGAUGCCAUGGAUCAUCUGCAGUCAUUCAUUGCAGAUUGUGAUAGAAGAACAGAAGUAUCUAAGAAAAGAUUAGCAGAAACUCAAGAAGAGAUAAGUGCUGAAGUGGCUGCAAAGGAAGUUUAUCGGAAUUCUAUGCCAGCUUCCAGCUUUCAACAGCAGAAACUUCGUGUCUGUGAAGUCUGUUCUGCGUAUUUAGGUCUUCACGAUAAUGACAGACGACUUGCUGAUCAUUUUGGGGGUAAAUUGCACCUGGGAUUUAUUGAAAUAAGAGAGAAGCUGGAAGAAUUAAAGAGAGUUGUAGCUGAGAAGCAGGAGAAGAGAAACCAGGAACGUCUGAAACGAAGAGAAGAGAGGGAGAGAGAAGAACGGGAGAAACUGAGGAGGUCCCGAUCACAUAGCAAGAAUCCCAAAAGAUCUAGAUCCAGAGAGCAUCGCAGACACCGAUCUCGCUCCAUGUCACGAGAACGCAAGAGGAGGACUCGAUCCAAGUCUCGUGAGAAACGCCAUCGCCACAGGUCCCGGUCUAGUAGCCGAAGCCGCAGCCGUAGCCACCAGAGAAGUCGGCACAGUUCAAGAGAUAGGAGCAGAGAGCGAUCCAAGAGGAGAUCCUCAAAAGAAAGAUUCAGAGACCAAGACUUAGCAUCACGUGACAGAGACAGGAGUUCAAGAGACAGAUCACCUCGUGACCGAGAUCGAAAAGAUAAGAAGCGGUCCUAUGAGAGUGCUAAUGGCAGAUCAGAAGACAGGAGGAGCUCUGAAGAGCGUGAAGCAGGGGAGAUCUAACUAGCUGUGUACAUAUCUUCAAUCCUUAAGCUUCCCAUGGAGUUACAUGCUAUUGUUUAGUUUACAGUUGUUCAGGGUAACAGUGAACAAUUCUAGACACCGAUCCAGUCAGGCUAGAUGUAUAGUAUCCAAUGAUUUGAACUGAACCUGUUUUCCUUCAUAAAGCCUAAAACUACAUCCAUAGUUUUUUGUGAACCUGAACAUAACAGUUUAUAUGAUGAGAUACUGUUCUCUAUUCUUUCAAGUUAGAAGUGAUAGUGAAUGAAUUGUGUUAAUGUCUUGCAGUUUUUGAACAUUUGUAAAAUAUUGUCUCCCUUUCUAUUCCAAACAAGCAGCAGCUUUAGGAUUUUUUUUUUUUUUCAUUAUAAUUCUUCUUUCUUUGACUUUUAUACCUCCUAAUACCUGUCCCUCCAACUAUAAGAGGAAAGGGUGAAGGGAAGUAAUAUAACUUCUUUUCUAAGGUUCUGUUCACAUUGGUUAUUAGUUGAUUACAGUUGAGCAUUUCUACUGGAUUGUGUGUGGAGAAAUUUAAAUAUGGGGCUGUUUUGUUUGGGGCCUAUUAGAGUUGGAAGUUGAACAGCUAUUGCAUUACAUACUUUUGCUUUUAUAUUGAAAUUUUGAAAUCAGACUUGUCUUGAUUUUUGUUUUUUUUUUUGUUAAACUGCUAUGUUCAGUAUAUUGAGGGGGUGGGGGGCCGGGAUUAUUUCAUAAUAGCACUUGUGUGUGUAUGUAUGUAUGUGUGUGUGUGUGUGUGUGUGUGUAGUUUAAAAACUAUACUCUAAUUGUAAAAAAAAUAAAAUGAAAAGAAUCAUCCCCACCACUGUAACUUGUUUAUAGUAAGCUGUCACUAGAACUAUUUGCUGUGGGUAUUUUCUAUUUUGUAACAUCUUAACAGUGCCUUUCUGUACAAGGCACCAAAGGAAGUAAAUAUUUAACUGUGGAUUCCAGAUGAAUUGUUGCUCCACCCAAAUCUCUUGCUGCCUAUACUAUACUACUUCAGAGCUGUAUUGAACAGCUUCUGUAAGGAAAGAUUGGACCUGUAGAAGCAACUAAGAGUUGCUUGGUUUGUAUUUCUUAAUUGACAAGCCUGAAUAAAAACAAUAUGUAACCAACAUA
Messenger RNA from Mus pahari (shrew mouse), 2504 nucleotides. Its product is annotated as putative RNA-binding protein Luc7-like 2. Gene Ontology annotation, molecular function: mRNA binding. Gene Ontology annotation, biological process: mRNA splice site recognition. The transcript has 9 exons. The coding region runs from base 354 to 1388 and encodes 344 amino acids. Lineage: Eukaryota; Metazoa; Chordata; Mammalia; Rodentia; Muridae. The record is from RefSeq and is a predicted model, not a curated record. Gene Ontology annotation, cellular component: U2-type prespliceosome; U1 snRNP.